UAUAAUAUUAAAAAUAAAUAAAAAACUUUUACACACGAAAAUUCCUAAAGCAACAGUGAGCAACAGUAAACAUAACCUAUUUCAGAAGCAAUUAUCUUCUUGCAACCUUAUAAAAAUAUUAUAAGUACACUUCGAAAUAAAAUAAUGGUUUGCGAAGAUACUUUGCGUAUAAAACACCUUCCGCCGGAAUUAUCUCAUUCGGAAAAAGAAGAUUUGUUAAGACAUUUUGGUGCGCAAAAGGUAAAAAUAGUAACAACGACAGCAAAGCACAAAUCAGUAGCCUUCGCACAAUUUGAAUCCAAAGAAAUAGCAAAAUCUGUUUUAAUUCGUUUACAUCAGAUAAAAAUAUUUAAUUCAAGAUUAUGUGUCGAAUUUGCUGAAAAUGAUAUUGGCCCAAGUAAACCACGAUUGAAAAACGUAAGUGAAAAUAAAAAUGAGAAAACGAACUUUAAGAACUUUGUUAAUAAACUGAACUCCUUUAAUAGUUUCGUUUCGUUUAAUCAACCUCCUCCUAGUCAUUUACGCUAUGCUUAUCCGAAACCUAAUCGUGCAACAAUAAACAAUAUUGCACACGCUUUGGCAUCUGUUCCAAAAUUUUAUACUCAAGUCUUACAUUUGAUGAAUCGUAUGAAUUUACCGCCCCCUUUUUCCGAUAUUCCCGAUCCUCCGCAUGCAUCGUUAAGACAACCAAUACAGACGAAACCACCUCCACCACCUUUACCACCAAAACAUGAAUCUUCUUCCGAAUCUGAGUUAGAAAGUGACCCAGAAAACAAUACGAUUAAAGAAAUAAUACCAGAAAAAAGAACGCUACCGCAAAAGAAGCAAGUCAAACGACCCAAAUUUAUCAAACCUAAUCCACCAAACAUUUCUCAAAAACAAAGUGAAAAAGUUGAAGAUAUUUUUGAGAAAACACAACUUCAUCAAAGAAAAAUAGAACUCAAAGUUUCCACAAUUAAUUUAGAAGAUAUUCGAAAAGAACAAUCUACAGAUACGAUCGACACCAACUCCAAUAAUGACCAAGCAGCAAAUGUAUCAGAGAACCGCGAAAACGACGUUAUAACUGAAGAAGAACUCUCAUCAAAUCAAAUCCCUUUGAAAGAUUUGAAUGUAUUUCCUGUUUUUAAAGAUUACCACCCAGGAGCUGCAACAAAUCGACUUUACAUUAAAAAUAUCGCAAAAUCUGUUGAAACCAAAGACCUUGAAUAUAUUUAUAAAAGAUAUGUUGACUACGAAAAUAAUGAAUCUAAUAAAGAAAUUAAUAUUCGUUUGAUGCAAGAAGGAAGAAUGAAAGGUCAAGCUUUUGUUACUUUAGGAAGUGUUCAAUUAGCUCAACUAGCUGUUAAAGAAACUAAUGGAUUUCUACUAAAAGAUAAACCUUUAGUUGUUGUAUUUGCUAAAAGUGUUACUCAAAAAAAAUGACGAUUUUAAUAAAUAUAUUGAUGUGUGAAUU
Molecule: messenger RNA, 1453 nt
Organism: Onthophagus taurus
Lineage: Eukaryota; Metazoa; Arthropoda; Insecta; Coleoptera; Scarabaeidae
Product: RNA-binding region-containing protein 3
Biological process (GO): mRNA splicing, via spliceosome
Cellular component (GO): U12-type spliceosomal complex
Molecular function (GO): protein binding; U12 snRNA binding; pre-mRNA intronic binding
Source: RefSeq, a predicted model, not a curated record